AUGAAAAAAUCGAGCGAUCUGACUAUUGUAAAUAUAUUUUAUUGACUUUAUUAGAAAACUACAAACGAAUCAGAAUCUCGUAAAUAUAAUAGUUUUAAUCCUAAAACUCCCAUGUAAGCUACCUUUAAUCGUACUCAUAUUCGACAUCCAAUCAAGGAGUAUUUUCCAAAUAAAUAACACACUCAACACACUCAACAUACUCAACAUACAUCAAUUUAAAAUACGUAACCAAGCAUUAAGUCUCCACCCAAUUCUAAACCUAUAAGUCUUGCUAAUGCUUGUAGUAACAUUGAUUUUAUUUAGUAUCUCUUUUGUCAAAGGAUGAAACUAAUCCUACUAGUAGACGUAAUAGUCGUAGAUUACAUACAAAUCAAUUAAAGAAUAUUUUAGCAUAAGAAAAGGUCUCCCUUGAUAGUGUUCGUAAUUAAUUUGAAUAAAUUAUAAGGUUUCAGCACUUAAUUCUAAAAUCCAUAACCUAUCAUUUAAUUAUUCACAUAACAUAAUUCACCUAAAAAGAGUUUAAAAACUAGUCCAGAUACAAAGCAUCCCAUUAUAUAGGAGACAUUCAAAAAUCGUAUAUCACAUAAAUUGUCUGGACAUAUGUAAGAAAAAAUUGAAUAAAUACCUUAAAUUACGUCUGAUUCAGUUAGAUAGAGAAUUUCAACCUUAAAACAAAAAUUAAGAGGGAAUAUUUAAUAGAGAUAUUAUAAGUUCAAUAAUAAUUUUACAAUAAAAAAUCCAAAUACAUUUUAAGAAGAUAUUGAGUACAAAUUUACCAAAUAACCUAAACCAUAAUUACCAUAAACACCUCCUAUUGUUUUAGAACAUUAUUAAUCUUAAUUGUCUGAAUUUGAAAAGAAUGAAAUUAAAGAUAUUGAAAUAAUCUAUUAUUUGAGACCUGAAAAUGUAACACUACCUUAAGAUUCUGAAUACAAUAAUGGAUUUGAUACAGAAAAGUAUUAAUAUUAUUUAUAUCAAUAGAGGUGAUUAUAUGUUUAGAUAACAUGAUCAUAUCAUUUAUCGUUAUGAAAUGUUAGAAUAAUUAGGUCAUGGCAGUUUUGGAUAUGUGUUUAAAGUAUUGGAUCAUAAACAUUAAUAAAAUGUUGCUUUAAAAAUUAUAAAAAAUAAAGAAAAAUUUCAAAAAUAAGCAUUUAUUGAAAUUGAAAUCCUGAAAGUAGUCAAUAAAGCUGAUAAUAGUUGUUGCCUUAUUAAAAUGCUUAAUUAUUUUGUUUUUCGAAAUCACGUAGUAUGAUA
Messenger RNA from Paramecium primaurelia, 1254 nucleotides. NCBI's taxonomy places the organism in Eukaryota, Ciliophora, Oligohymenophorea, Peniculida, Parameciidae. The record is from the annotation of a GenBank genome assembly.